UAAAUCUAGAGUGCAACGUUCCUUUUUGCCACUCACUGCGGAAGAAAUUUGCUAAUUCCUAAUUAUGGCAUCCGACGGUGUCGUUGCGCUUCCUCACAAGGUCAAACAGUGUUAACCCCCCAGCUAACCACAACUCGUCUUCGAACGGAGGAGAGGAGGAAGAACAGGUAGAGAGAGGGAGACCGCACAGAGAACCAGGACCAAGUCUGAAAUGGAACAAAAAUGAAAAUAAGCAACGACAAAUACAACUGAAAAUAAGAAAAGGUCGUGAAGCGGUGAAAUUGUAGGAAUGUGUUGAUCGUUGUAAAUCAUUUGAUUUUAGUCAAUAAUAAUGAAGCGAUUUGUAUAUAUCAAUGAUGAUGAAUCGCCAACGCAGGAACUUUACUGUGACAAUCGCAUAUCAAAUAGAAAAUAUACCUUACUGAAUUUUCUUCCCAAAAAUUUAUGGGAGCAGUUCAGCCGGUUCAUGAAUCAGUAUUUCUUGUUGAUUGCUUGCCUUCAGCUAUGGUCACUUAUUACUCCAGUAAACCCGGCUAGUACAUGGGGUCCCCUAAUUUUUAUAUUUGCAGUCUCAGCAUCAAAAGAAGCUUGGGAUGAUUACAAUAGAUAUCUCUCGGACAAGAAGGCCAAUGAGAAAGAAGUUUGGAUUGUUAGGCAGGGUAUCAAAAAACAUAUUCAAGCACAGGACAUUCAUGUGGGUAAUAUAGUGUGGCUUCGUGAGAAUGAUGAAGUUCCGUGUGAUCUUGUUUUGAUUGGUACAUCAGAUCCUCAAGGUGUCUGCUAUGUGGAGACAGCUGCCUUAGAUGGUGAAACUGAUCUGAAGACAAGGGUAAUACCCUCUGCUUGCAUGGGAAUAGAUUCUGAAUUAUUGCACAAAAUCAAGGGUGUCAUUGAAUGUCCAAAUCCAGAUAAGGACAUCAGAAGAUUUGAUGCAAAUCUUCGCUUGUUUCCUCCAUUUAUUGAUAAUGAUACUUGCCCUUUGACUAUAAAAAACACAAUUCUUCAGUCAUGUUACUUGAGAAAUACAGAGUGGGUUUGUGGGGUAGCUGUCUACACAGGCAAUGAAACUAAGCUGGGUAUGAGCAGGGGUAUUCCUGAACCUAAGCUUACAGCUAUGGAUGCCAUGAUUGACAAGCUGACUGGAGCUAUAUUUGUUUUCCAAAUAGUGGUAGUUAUCGUUCUAGGCAUAGCUGGGAAUGUCUGGAAGGAUACAGAAGCAAGAAAGCAAUGGUAUGUUCUAUAUCCAAAUGAAGGUCCAUGGUAUGAACUACUGGUAAUACCUCUGAGGUUCGAGUUACUAUGUUCCAUCAUGAUACCCAUUUCUAUUAAGGUAUCUUUGGAUCUUGUGAAAAGCUUAUAUGCAAAGUUUAUUGAUUGGGAUGCUGAGAUGAUUGAUCAUGAAACUGGUUGUUCAUCCCAUGCAACAAACACAGCAAUAAGUGAGGACUUGGGACAAGUUGAGUACAUUUUGACUGACAAAACUGGAACACUUACUGAGAACAGAAUGGUCUUUAGAAGAUGCUGUAUCAAUGGAAUUUUCUAUGGGACUGAGAGUGGCAAUGCGUUGAAAGAUGCACAGCUGGUCAAUGCUAUUGCUAGUGGGUCUCCAGACGUUAUUCAGUUUCUUACAGUUAUGGCAAUAUGUAAUACUGUUGUUCCUGUGCCAAGUAAAACUGGAGCAAUAUUGUACAAAGCACAGUCUCAAGAUGAGGAAGCUCUUGUUCAAGCUGCUGCUAAUUUGCACAUGGUUUAUGUCAGCAAAAAUGGAAAUAUUCUUGAGAUCAGAUACAAUGCUUCUGUAUUACAUUAUGAAGUGUUAGAGACUCUGGAGUUCACUUCUGACAGGAAAAGGAUGUCAGUAGUGGUAAGAGAUUGCCAAAAUGGAAAGGUAAUCCUUUUGUCAAAAGGAGCGGACGAAGCUAUUCUUCCUUAUGCUUCUGCAGAUCUAGGACAACAAACGAGGACGUUUAAUGAGGCUGUAGAACAAUAUGCCCAAUUGGGACUGCGGACAUUAUGCUUGGCCUGGCGUGAACUAAAAGAAGAUGAAUAUCAAGAGUGGUCUUCAAUGUUUAGAGAGGCUAGUAGCACAUUGGUUGAUAGGGAGUGGAAAAUAGCUGAGGUCUGCCAAAGAUUAGAGCAUGAUCUUGAAGUUCUAGGAGUUACUGCAAUAGAGGAUCGCCUACAGGAUGGUGUACCAGAAACAAUUGAGACACUUAGAAAAGCAGGAAUAAAUUUUUGGAUGCUAACUGGAGACAAGCAGAAUACUGCCAUACAAAUUGCCCUUUCAUGCAAUUUUAUUUCACCAGAGCCAAAAGGUCAGCUUCUAUUGAUUGAUGGAAAAACUGAAGAUGAAGUUUCCAGGAGUUUAGAAAGAGUUUUACUUACAAUGAGGAUAACCACUUCAGAACCAAAGGAUGUGGCAUUUGUUGUUGAUGGCUGGGCUCUUGAAAUCUUACUGAAGCAUUAUCGGAAAGCUUUUACUGAAUUGGCAAUACUAUCUAGGACUGCCAUAUGUUGUCGAGUGACACCAUCACAAAAAGCCCAGCUUGUAGAGCUAUUGAAAUCAUGUGACUAUAGAACACUGGCUAUUGGGGAUGGUGGGAAUGAUGUGAGAAUGAUUCAACAAGCUGACAUCGGAGUUGGCAUUAGUGGUAGAGAAGGACUGCAGGCAGCAAGGGCUGCUGAUUAUAGCAUUGGAAAGUUCAGGUUUUUGAAAAGACUGAUUCUUGUCCAUGGCCGUUACUCGUACAACCGAACUGCAUUUUUGUCGCAAUAUUCCUUCUAUAAAUCCUUAUUGAUAUGUUUCAUCCAAAUCUUUUUUUCAUUUAUUUCAGGUGUGUCAGGGACCAGUCUAUUCAAUUCUGUCAGCUUGAUGGCUUAUAAUGUUUUCUACACUAGUGUACCUGUUCUAGUUAGUGUACUUGACAAAGAUCUUAAUGAAGAAACAGUAAUGCAGCAUCCUCAAAUUCUAUUCUAUUGCCAAGCUGGAAGGCUUCUCAAUCCAAGUACCUUUGCUGGAUGGUUUGGUCGAUCUCUGUUCCAUGCAAUUGUUGUAUUUGUCAUCAGUAUAAAUGCAUUUGCCUAUGAAAGAAGUGAAAUGGAGGAGGUUGCAAUGGUGGCACUUUCUGGAUGUAUCUGGUUGCAGGCGUUCGUUGUAACAUUAGAGACCAACUCUUUUACAAUAUUACAGCAUCUUGCCAUUUGGGGGAACUUGAUUGCAUUUUACGUCAUCAACUGGAUCGUUAGUGCCAUUCCAUCAGCCGGGAUGUAUACUAUAAUGUUUCGGCUGUGUGCACAACCAUCUUACUGGAUAACUAUAUCUGUCAUAGUUGCAGCAGGAAUGGGGCCGAUACUAGCUCUAAAGUACUUCCGCUACACGUAUAGACCAAGUAAAAUCAACACUCUCCAGCAGGCUGAACGUUUGGGUGGGCCAAUACUAUCUCUAGGGAUUAUCGAGUCACAACCGAGAUCACUAGAAAAAGAAGUUUCUUCCUUAUCAAUAAUAACUCAACCGAAAAACAGAAGUUCAGUUUAUGAACCUCUAUUAUCAGACUCUCCAAAUACUAGAAGAUCUCUUGGUUCAGCUACUCCAUUUGAUUUCUUUCAAUCACAAUCCCGAUUGUCUUUUUCCAGCUACUCAAGAAAUUGUAAGGACAACUGAAAAAUUCCAGUACUUGUUCAUUCACAUAAAAAUGGUAUAUAGGCAGCUGAACAUUUGAUUGGAAAGUCAUUGUUGGGAUAUAGCAGCAUUUUAUAGGAUACAUUUAAUUUUUCACCCUAGUCUCUUACUUAAAUGUAAUUAUUCUUUUUGACCUACUUGAGAACAUUUCAAAUUUCAUGGAUUUCAUAGUA
This is a messenger RNA of Jatropha curcas, 3852 nucleotides long. It is a transcript of the gene ALA2, whose product is annotated as aminophospholipid ATPase 2. Gene Ontology annotation, molecular function: ATPase-coupled intramembrane lipid carrier activity; magnesium ion binding; ATP hydrolysis activity. Gene Ontology annotation, cellular component: plasma membrane. Lineage: Eukaryota; Viridiplantae; Streptophyta; Magnoliopsida; Malpighiales; Euphorbiaceae. Gene Ontology annotation, biological process: phospholipid translocation. The record is from RefSeq and is a predicted model, not a curated record.